AUGCAGACAGUAAUUCUACUGGGGACAGCCCACCCACACAUCUUCCACCGUUUCCAAUACCUGAAAGACCAAGAAGUGAGAGUACUUGGAUAUUAUGAAAGCGACAAACAAAUCUCAUCACGCAUGCAAGAGAAAUCAGGCUUUACAGAAUACACCAACUGCGACGAACUACUUCAACUCAACUUCGACACUGUAUUGAUCCAUGGCCGCGACUACGAAAACGCCAAUUAUAUUCGUCUUGCUAUAAAUAAUGGCGCAAAAGCCAUCUUUCUAGAAAAGCCCGGCGUGGCGCGACCGGAGGAACUCCAUGAACUUCGAUCCGAGAUUACCAGACUUGGUAUCAUUUUCGAGAUUGGGUGGGAAUUACACUAUCUCGAAACGGUGGAGUUUGCACGACAGUUGUUGCGGAGUGCGGUUUUGGGGAAUAUCACCCAAGUUCGUUUUCAUGGUGGCUGUCCCGGUGGUGCGGCUGCAGAACCGUGGCAAUCAUAUGAAGAGAAUAUUGGAGGUUUUUUCUACAGUUUAGGUGGACAUGUGGUUGAGAUUUUGGUUGAUUUGUUUGGGCUUCCGAAUCAGGUGGUUUCGUCGAUUAGGAAGUUGCCUGUGGAGAAGGCUCAUCGGGGGUUUUCGUGGUUUCCGGAUCUUUUUGGGGAACGGGAGUUGAAUCCUGAGAAGGCUAUUGGGACGUUAGUUCAUGAGGAUCUUGCGUCGGCUAUCUUGGAGUAUGAUACUAUGAAUGCUCAUCUUGAUUUUACAGCCUGGGAGCCUAGUGGGUAUCUUCAUGAUUGGACGGUUGAUAUAUAUGGUACUGGUGGUGCACUUCAUCUCAAUCUUGAGACUGGUGGGUAUAUUUUGAUGAAGGAUGAGGGAGAAGGUUGGAAAGCAGGUCGAAAUGAGAUUCUUGUUGCGGAGAAAUAUGGGAAGGGGGAGAUGUUGACGGAGGCGUUCAUCAGACAAAUGGAUGCUUUCUUUUCUCGGAUUCGGACUGGGAAGUCUAGUUCGAUGCCAUGUGACGAGGUCAUUGCACAAAAAGUUCUACAGCUAUUUGAUGCGUUGUAUAAAUCUGCAGAAACCAGAUUAUGGGUUCCAGUGGAGGGCACAUAG
Molecule: messenger RNA, 1104 nt
Organism: Penicillium odoratum
Lineage: Eukaryota; Fungi; Ascomycota; Eurotiomycetes; Eurotiales; Aspergillaceae
Product: Gfo/Idh/MocA family protein
Exons: 1
Coding region: 1-1104 (367 amino acids)
Molecular function (GO): nucleotide binding
Source: RefSeq, a predicted model, not a curated record